AUGAUAUUGCACAAAGGCAAUUGUAGCACGCAUAGUUGCAAUGAAAAGGAUCAAUCUGCCUUGUUACUCUUCAAACACGAUGUGGUAGACCACUCCAACAACCUCUACUCUUGGUCCAAUGAGGAAGAUUGUUGUGCAUGGAAAGGAGUCCAGUGUGAUAAUGUGACAGGCAGAGUUACAAGACUUGAUCUGGACAACCAAUACUUGGAAGGUGAAAUCAACCUAUCUCUGCUACAAAUUGAAUUUUUGACUUACUUGAACUUGAGCUGGAAUAGUUUUACAGGUUUAAGUCUUCCAAAGAACCUCAACCAAUCGUGUGAUACCUUGUCUAACCUUAAGUACUUGGACUUGUCCUUCAAUGAAGAUCUUCAUUUGGAUAAUCUUAAAUGGCUUUCUCUAUUUUCUGCAUUGCAAUGGGUCAAUCUCAGUGCAAUUAAUUUAGAAAAUGAAGCAAACUGGCUUCAAAUCAUGGCCAUGCAUCCUUCUCUUUUGGAGUUGAGAUUGUCAAUGUGUAAUCUAAAUUAUAUCAUCCCUUAUGUCAAGUUUGUGAAUUUUACUUCACUUGUGACCCUUGACCUCUCUCGGAACUAUUUCUCCUCCAAUUUACCUCAUUGGUUGUUUAAUAUUAGUAGUGACAUCUCUCACAUUGACCUUCAUGGCAAUAAUUUUCAGGGUCAAAUACCCAAGAGUUUGUUAAAUCUUCGAAAUCUUAAAUCUUUAAGAUUGGAUGACAACGAACUCACAGGACCUAUUCCAGAUUGGUUAGGGGAACAUGAACAUCUGCAGCAUCUUAUUAUAUCUAAAAACUUUUUUAAUGGUCCCCUUCCUUCAAGUCUAGGAAAUCUCUCAUCCUUAACUGAAUUCAGUGUUAGCUCCGAUUCAUUGACGGGUAACCUUUCACACACCAUCGGCCAGCUCUUCAACUUGAGGAGUUUAUACAUUGGAGGAUCAUUGUCUGGUGUUCUAUCUGAAAAGCAUUUUUUAAAACUCUCCAAUUUAGAAUCACUUGUCUUGAAUUCGGCUUUUGCAUUUGAUUUGGAUCCCAACUGGGCUCCUCCUUUUCAGCUCCUUGAAAUUGACUUGAGACAUACAAUUCUAGGUCCUACUUUUCCAGAAUGGCUAUACACACAGAGGACACUAGAAACUCUGGAUAUUUCUUCCUUAGGAAUUUCAUCCAUAAACGCAGACAGAUUUUGGAGCUUUGUAGCCAAUAUCAGAGAAGUUAGAUUGUCCAACAACGCAAUUAGUGCUGAUAUAUCAAAUGUCACUCUAAAUUCUGAAUAUAUAACUAUGGAUCUCAAUAAUUUCACAGGAAGGCUACCACUUAUAUCUACAAAUGUCUUACAUUUAGAUAUAUCUAACAAUUUCCUGUCUGGACCCCUUUCCCGUUUGUUGUGCUCUAAACUGAGAAGGGAAAAUUAUACGUUGUUGUAUUACUUGGAUGUAUCACAUAAUCUUUUGACCGGAGGUAUUCCUGAUUGUUGGAAAAGUUGGAGAGGUUUAAUUCACCUGAACAUUAACAGCAAUAAGUUGGGUGGUGAAAUUCCUCCUUCAAUGGGUUCGUUAAAUAAACUCCAAAGAAUGUAUUUAGGCAAUAACAACUUGUCUGGUAAGUCACUGGACAUUUCAAACUUGAAGUCAUUGAUCGUCUUCGACCUUGAAGAAAAUAAUUUUUUUGGAGUUGUACCAACGAAGAUUCCAAAGAGCAUUCAACAGAUGGUAUUGAGCGGCAAUCAAUUUACUGGCAAUAUUCCAGUAGAACUAUGUAGUCUCCCUUCUCUAAAACUACUAGAUCUUUCAACAAAUCAACUUUCUGGAUCUAUUCCUCCUUGUCUCUACAACAUUACUCCCGUGAACGCAAGACGAGGGAGCUAUUUUUUGUAUGGCCUUGAUCUUUCAUCAAACAACCUUUCUGGAGAAAUCCCACCAGAACUCUUUGGCUUCCCUCAAUUGGCGAUCUUGAACUUGUCUAGAAAUCAUUUCGUGGGAACGAUAUCAGGCAACAUUGGUGGCAUGACAAAUUUGGAGGUCCUUGAUCUCUCCCACAAUCAUCUUUCAGGGGAAAUUCCUCCAACCAUCACUCGUGUGAGUUUCUUAAGUUUUUUCAAUAUAUCAUACAAUGAUUUCACUGGAGAAAUCCCAACACGGGGGCAGCUUGGAACGUUCGAUUCAUGGAGCUUUGUUGGGAAUCCCAAGCUUUGUGGACCUCCUUUAGCAAAGAAGUGCACCGAAGAAGUAAAUCAUAACAAGGCAGAGCAAGUUGGAGCAAAUGAUUCCCUAAAUGAGACAUUCUAUUUUGGAAUGGGAGUUGGAUAUGUUGUUGGCUUUUGCGGAGUUUGGUAUUCUUUACUCCUCAAUAGAGCAUGGAGACAAAAAUAUUUUCGGUUCCUGGACAAUAUUCCAGAUUGGUUUUAUGUGUUUGUAGCAAUCAGGUUAAAUAGGUUCCGUGAGUUCAGAGCAAGUGCAAGGUGA
Molecule: messenger RNA, 2472 nt
Organism: Sphenostylis stenocarpa
Lineage: Eukaryota; Viridiplantae; Streptophyta; Magnoliopsida; Fabales; Fabaceae
Source: the annotation of a GenBank genome assembly